AUGUAUUUGGAUCCGCCGCCGCCGACCGGAGCUUGGGAAACGGCGACGACUCCAGUCGUGUUGCGGCCGUGUCGCCGUCUGCCAGGGUGGGGAAAGAGGAGGGGGCAGCGUCGCAGUCGCAGCCAACUGUCGCGUCUUGCACAACCCACGAAUUUUACUCUGGUGGACAAAUUUCGUUUUUGUCCAUUGUACAAUUUUACAGGAAAAUCGCUAUCGUAUGACCAUGGCGGAGCCCUUGUUCUCAAGACCAAAGAAGGCUACAAACAGAUCGGCAUUGCCAGCUUUGUGUAUGACAAGUGCGACGUACCUAUACCUGGUGGCUUCUCCAGGGUAACCUACUUCCUCGACUGGAUCACAAAAACUGCUGAAAUUACUGAUGACUGA
Schistocerca piceifrons (Central American locust) is the source of this 384-nucleotide messenger RNA. RefSeq names its product serine protease 44-like. Gene Ontology annotation, biological process: proteolysis. Lineage: Eukaryota; Metazoa; Arthropoda; Insecta; Orthoptera; Acrididae. Bases 1 to 384 code for a protein of 127 amino acids. Gene Ontology annotation, molecular function: serine-type endopeptidase activity. The record is from RefSeq and is a predicted model, not a curated record. The transcript is spliced from 3 exons.